Molecule: messenger RNA, 813 nt
Organism: Giardia duodenalis
Lineage: Eukaryota; Fornicata; Diplomonadida; Hexamitidae
Exons: 1
Coding region: 1-813 (270 amino acids)
Source: RefSeq, a predicted model, not a curated record
AUGAACAGCGGGGCUGACUCUGUUGAAGCGAGAAUACGGAAAAUUGGGCAGUACGUCAAUGUAGAUAGGGUUGUGGACCUAUGGAACAGUGUAGAUAGGGACAAGGAUCGGUUUCAGAUACAAGGGGUUAUCAUUAAAUCUUGGAGUGGGAGGCCCAAGACCCUUCACAACGGCUUGACAUACUUUACUAUUGGCUGCGAAGUUGAUAUUUCCGGCGUCAUAUUGUUAAUUAUGGCACCAAUCCCCUACGGAUAUCCAAGUGAGCAGCCAAGGCCUUACAUGACGACUAAGCUUUGGUACAAUAUCACCAGUCCCUUCUUUGAUGUCAGACGCGAAAAGGACCGGCCCACGUACAGGAUCACUUACAAGAGGUCGUUCUCUGCUCAAAGCUUUCUUAGUAACAUGCGGAUGCUGCUUAGUGACCUGAAGGAUGCUCCCACCCUAGGAUAUACGUCGUCCUACUAUGCUCUCAAAGACUCUAUAGACAAUGCCGAAAAAAUCAUCAAGAAUCCAGUUCAACUGAAGCGCCUAUCCAGAAUAGAUACAAUCUUCAAGGCCUGCAAUGACAGGAACCAAAUAGCUAAGCAAGUCCACACGCCGUUCAAUCCAGAAACUAUGUUGAGGUCUACUAUAGACUCUAAGGGCUCCUCAAUUCUUGAAUGUUAUGCAAUAAAGAACGCACUUAGCACAUUAUUCAAAGCCGCUAACACGCGUGAUGGACCCGUCUUUUCGGAGGACGAUCUUGUUGAGUUGUUAGCGCUAUAUAAAGAAUUGAUAGGUCAAUAUCUACGGAACUACGAAGUAUCCGCAUGA